AUGCCGGACCCCACCAACCUCCCCCUCCCCCUGUUCCUCUCGCAAACCCUCCACACCCUCCUUCCUAUCCUCAACGAUGAACAGCCCCUCUCCAGCCCAGCAGCCCAAGCCAUCCUCGCAGAAGGUCUGGACGAUCUCUAUCUCGUGGCGCGGAUGAUUACCUCCCUGGGCGUCUUCUCGGAGAAUGAAGGCGUGGAGGAGCUGGGCGAUGGGGAGUUGGUGUUCAUGGCGACUGGGUGGAUUUUGGGAGAGGUGGAGGCGAAGACUGGUUUAGGGGGAUGGGACGAGCGGAUGGCAUGUCUAAGAAGAUCAGAUACGGCGUACAGCUCCUUCUUGCAGCUUAUAUCCGCUUACGGGGUCCUCUCGCCAGAGGAGCAGGCCGAGAGCUCCGCUAUGGCAGAUAGCACCUCCCGGGCUGCUCCUCGCGACCCGGCGCAGAAACGGGAAGCCAAGAUCCGGCAAUACAAGCGGGAGAAGGAACUGCGUGAGAAGAUCUCGGCGGCUCUUCCCGGCCAGGUAGACAGCUCCUCUCAUCCCGUUACACUGCUCAUCGCCCUCCUCCCUUCUUCACCUACGCACAACGCCCGCUCCUCCACAUCCACAUCUGUCAACCCCGAACCUGACGCCCACACCCGGGAAAACACCCUCCUUCUCUUACGCCUCCUACACACCCUGACCCUCGCCUCCCUCGGACACAACACGAUGGAGCUCGAACUACUCGCCUCUGCACCGCGCGAUCCAGCUGCUUCGUCUUCGGGAUCAUCCGCCCCACCCAGAGAAGAAGAAAACGACAAUACCUGGCGCCUCGAUAGGUCAGCGGCGGGGUAUCGCCCCAGAGAGCUCAUCUCGGGCGGCGGGAGGGUGUUGAGGCCGUUUACGAUAUUACCGAGUACGAGCCAGUUGUCGGAUAGGGAGAGGUUGAAGGGGGAGGUGUUUAGGAGUGGACACAGGUUGCCUACUAUGACAAUUGAUGAGUAUCUGGAUGAGGAGAAGCGGCGGGGGAAUGUGAUUACCGGUGGAGGGCAAGCUUCAUAUGACGCGCCAACCAAUUCGGAGCUGCUGGCUUUGGAGGCGGAAAAUGACGGUACGAUGCGUGGAGAUGAGGCAGAUGAGGAGAGACUGCUGAAGGAGGAGUAUUGGGCGCAGUACGGAGAGCUGAACAAGAAGGGAGCGGGGAAUACUACAAACAGGGGAUAG
Messenger RNA from Dioszegia hungarica, 1197 nucleotides. Its product is annotated as Protein phosphatase 2A-associated protein. The transcript is spliced from 4 exons. Gene Ontology annotation, biological process: regulation of signal transduction; regulation of dephosphorylation. The coding region runs from base 1 to 1197 and encodes 398 amino acids. Lineage: Eukaryota; Fungi; Basidiomycota; Tremellomycetes; Tremellales; Bulleribasidiaceae. Gene Ontology annotation, cellular component: cytosol. Gene Ontology annotation, molecular function: protein phosphatase 2A binding. The record is from RefSeq and is a predicted model, not a curated record.